GUUAGCUCUACUGCUUCUUCUUCUUCUUCUUCUUCUUCCACAAGCUAUACUUCUGCUUCAGCUUUUUGUUUGAAGUUGCAGCCCUCUUCUGGGUUUCUUUAAAGCAUUUGACUAUAUUGAAGAUCACACAAGUCCAACUGAUUUGAGCUAAAAGAGCUACUGUUUUGAAUCUGUGGGGUUUGAGAGAAUGAGUGCUUCAAAGUUCAUUAAAUGUGUUACUGUGGGGGAUGGAGCUGUAGGGAAGACCUGUAUGCUCAUUUGCUACACCAGCAACAAGUUUCCUACUGACUAUGUACCUACAGUGUUUGACAAUUUCAGUGCAAAUGUGGCUGUGGAUGGGAAUAUUGUCAAUUUGGGGCUCUGGGACACUGCAGGUCAGGAGGACUACAGCAGAUUGAGACCACUAAGUUACAGAGGCGCAGACAUAUUUGUGUUGGCUUUCUCUCUAAUUAGUAGGGCAAGCUAUGAGAAUGUUCUUAAAAAGUGGAUGCCAGAGCUUCGGCGAUUUGCACCAAAUGUUCCAAUUGUCCUUGUUGGUACAAAGCUCGAUCUUCGAGAGGACAUGCGUUAUCAAGCUGAUCAUAUGGGAUCCAACAUCAUAACUUCUGCUCAGGGAGAGGAGUUGAGGAAGCAAAUAGGAGCUGCAGCGUACGUUGAGUGCAGCUCUAAGACCCAACAGAAUGUCAAAUCGGUGUUUGAUACCGCCAUCAAGGCUGUUCUUCAACCUCCAAGAAAGAAGGAUAUGGUUAAGCAGAAAAGGCACAGAAGGUCUGGUUGCUCAAUUGUGAGCAUUGUCUGCGGAAGAUGUGAUGCUUAGGACAAAGCCAGGCAAGCAAGAAAUUGAAGGAAUUGAAUGGUUUACUUAGCAGUUGCUCUUAGGGGGUUUAGAGGUUUAUUGCUGAAAGUUAAUAUAUUCUUAUGUGUGUAUUGUUCUAGUUUGAGUACCAUUAGUUGUGACUUUCUUAUAGUCUUUGCCAACUGCUGACUGGUGGGGAAAGCGGAGGGAAUUGUUCAUUCUCUGCUCGUGUAAUUUAUGUAUGGUUGAUGAAAUUCUAAAUUAUAACUAGUUUCCAUUACAACUCCCUCUUCCUAUAUGGCUCUUAUUUUUCUUGGGGUUUUGUUAUGGUAGUUUGUUUUUUGUACUCCCUUAACUGAACUUGUGGCAAAGCCAUUGUAUCACUCA
Argentina anserina (silverweed cinquefoil) is the source of this 1183-nucleotide messenger RNA. Its product is annotated as rac-like GTP-binding protein ARAC7. The record is from RefSeq and is a predicted model, not a curated record. Bases 188 to 817 code for a protein of 209 amino acids. NCBI's taxonomy places the organism in Eukaryota, Viridiplantae, Streptophyta, Magnoliopsida, Rosales, Rosaceae. Gene Ontology annotation, molecular function: GTPase activity; GTP binding; protein kinase binding. Gene Ontology annotation, cellular component: cell projection; cytoplasmic vesicle; cytoskeleton. The transcript is spliced from 8 exons. Gene Ontology annotation, biological process: cortical cytoskeleton organization; establishment or maintenance of cell polarity; regulation of actin cytoskeleton organization.